AUGCAUGAUCUCCGUCGAUCUGUAACAACGCCGUCUCAAGGACCUCCCCCGAGCGUUGGCGGUAAGGAUUUGUCUUCAUUUGUUCCCGAUGGGUCUGGAUCAGGUGGAGGCACCGCGGGCCUGCCCAACCCGGCCCAGUUGGCCUUGUUUCAGGAAAACCGGGAGCGGCAGGCCCGGAACGCUGCUAGGGCAGUGCGUAGACAGGGCGGAGAAGAUAGCGUCAGCGAUGACGAGGAGCUGGGAAUGCUGAAUGGAUCAGAUGGUGCAUCUCCGGGUCAGUUAGACUCCCAGGAACCAUCGGCAAUGCCUGCAGGCGCGCCUUCGCGACCCAGGACGCCGGAAGAUGAUACCGAUAACCUGCAGUUACUUCGGGAUGUAAUGAAGAUGACUCCAAACUCUCGGGGCAUCGCCCUGAAGUUGUGGAACGCAGGUGUUGAUAAGCACAGCGGAACUGGCCCUCGGGCAGAGGCUACCGCAGGAAGUGGAGGCAAGGGUAGCGAAAAUGCGCUGAUAAUCAUAGACUCAGAGAUCAAAACUGACCUCUUUGCCGGCCGAGUCAUCGAGACGCCUCAGGAACUCCCCGCGCUUCUCAGGAACGGUUUCCAUCUUCCGCUCUCCAUGUGCACCUCUGAGGUGAUGACCAAGAUGCACAAGCAUCCGGAGCAGGUUCAGUAUCGUAAGAUGCACGACGGCAAAGGGAUCAAGAGGGCGUUGAUCGACAUUGCCCAAUGGCCCAAUGAACAGACGCUGAAGCCGGAGGAGUGGCGCGAUGCUUGGCGCAACUACUUCGAGAUCCUACCGGCCGUCUGCGAUGAUGAGAUUGUCAAGCGUUUCUUGGAGCACUACAUGUGGCUUUCCGGGCAGAGCGAUUUCAACAGGAUCUUCCCAGUGAUCCUCGCAUUUGAUAUCGAUGUGCACCGCGGAUAUUUCCUCAUGAAGAAGACCUUCGUCGUUGACUCGAAAAGCUACAAUGAUCACUUUCUCAAAGUCCGCCUGGAGCACAUCGAGAACGGUACUCGAGGCACGCUUCCUAUCCCUGCGGCUCCCAUUGCCAGUUCGUCCCAAACCCCGUAUCGUACACCAUCACACUCCCCCGAUUCAUGUCGCCCGCACCGCGAUGGUGCGGCAGACUCCACUGCCAAGCCCUUUCGUGACGGCAGAGCAUCUGCGUCCACGAGCAUGCUCUGCCUCAUCUGCAGCAAGAGUGGACAUCGGGCCAGUCAGUGCGGGUGA
Molecule: messenger RNA, 1233 nt
Organism: Sparassis crispa
Lineage: Eukaryota; Fungi; Basidiomycota; Agaricomycetes; Polyporales; Sparassidaceae
Exons: 1
Coding region: 1-1233 (410 amino acids)
Source: RefSeq, a predicted model, not a curated record